CCCGUCACCCUCCUUUUCUUGCCUGCGCGCAGCCCAACCAUGACCGCCCCUGCCACCCCGGCGUCGCCGGCAGGCAAGCGCGGCCGCGACGACGCCGCUCCCCCUUCUUCCUCCUCCCCCUCCUCUUCCGUGUCCUCAUCACCCCCUUCCCCGACGACACCGCUGCCCGCGGCCGAGGAUCUGCCCCCCUCGCCGGCGGCCAAGCGCCCGCGCGAUGACGCCGGGCCCGAGUCCGAGGGUGGCGACGUGACUGCGUCGGAUGGAGCCGCAUCUGCCGUCACUGCCCCGCAGCUGGCCGCCGAUGGGAGCAUCCUCAAGGUUGAGCUGGAUGGCGAGGCAUCUCGGCCGGAGGAGGGGCCCCCGGCCACCCUGUCCAAGACCACCUCGCAGCAUGUCAUCGAGCUGAUGCUGGCCCAGCAGCGCCGGCGCAUCGUCAUCCCAAGCUACGCUGCUUGGUUUUCUUUUGCGGCCAUCCACGAGAAUGAGAAGGAGGCCCUCCCCGAGUUCUUUGUCCCGGGAUCGCUGUCCAAAACCCCGGAACUAUACCGCGACUAUCGGGACUUCCUGAUUAACACAUACCGGCUGAACCCGGACGAGUAUCUGACGGUGACUGCUGCCCGGCGAAAUCUGGCCGGCGAUGUGUGUGCCAUCAUUCGUGUGCAUGCCUUCCUCGAGCAGUGGGGCUUGAUCAAUUACCAGGCGCACCCGGAGACCCGGCCCUCGCUCCUGGGUCCCUCCUUGACCAGCCAUUUCGAGGUGACGCUCGACCUGCCGGGAGGCGAUCCGGCCGGGGCACUGGCCCUCGCGGCAGGCGCCACCCUCGGCACCACCUCCCCGCAGGCGCCGCGAAAUGCCGGCCCCGCCGGUGACUUGCGCUCCGGCUUCGCUGUUGUGCCCCCCCGGCACCGGGUGUACACCGGUGGCGCCGAUGGCCGUGCUUUGGCGCUUGCCAAGCCGGAGUCCGGUAGCGCGAGCUCCGAAACUGGCGCCACGGGAUCCACCUCGGUGUCCGGCCCGGUUCCCCCGACUGCGGCCGGGGUCGCGGCGGCUGCCAGCACCAUCGUCUGUUGGUCCUGUGGCUGCAGCGUGUCUGGCCCCCGUUUCCACACCACCAAGCAGGAUAUCCCCUUCGAUCUGUGCGAGGGCUGUUUCCUGGAGGGGCGCUUCCCGAAUAGUUUCACCUCGGGCGACUUUACCCGAGUGGGCAUGCUGCCGCCGGCGGCCGGCGGCCCGGGUACCGACUGGGCAGAGGCCGAAUUGUUCCUCCUGCUCGAGGCGCUGGACAUGUUCCGGGAUAAUUGGCAACAGGUGGCUCGUCACGUUGGGACCCGCUCGGCCGACGAAUGCCUGCUGAAGUUCCUCCAGCUCCCGAUCGAGGAUCGUCUUCUCGAAGAGAAGCUCCCCCCGAUCAUGGCAGGGCCCAAUGGCCAGGCCCCGAGUUCCGGGGUGCUGGAUGCCGGGGAGACGGUCGAGCGCCUGGUGGCCGGGCUUCCGGAGCCCGUGGCCCAGGCGGUGCGUGAUGCGGCCGAUGUCGCCUGCCAAAAGUACCUGGAGUCCAUCGAAGAGAAGGGGGCGCCCUCCGCCGACAUGGAGACCGAUGCCACUCGGCUGGCCUCGGAAGCGGCCGGGGCGCUGGCCGCGCGGGCGACCUUGGCCGCGCGGGCGACCGAGCGCCGGAUACAGGCGGAGCUGGCGGCCAUGUUCACGCUGCAGGCUCGACGUCUUGAAUUGCGUCUUGCCCAUGUGCAGGCGGUUGAGCAGCGCCUGGCCCGGGAGCGCGAGCAGCUUGCCGCCGAACGGGUGGCCCUCGCCGCCGAUCGCCUGGCUCUGGCCCGGUCCAUACAGCGGAUUGACAGCUCGGCCGUGCGCCUGGCCUCGGUCCGACCCUUGACGCCGGUGCUGCCGACCGAGGGCAGCCCCGAUCCCGCGUCGGGGAUAGACCCGGGUGCUGGGCCUGCGUCGCUCACGUACACCGCGAUCUGAAAUACACACCUUUGGUCCCCGCCCCGCCCCCCCCCCC
This is a messenger RNA of Fonticula alba, 2020 nucleotides long. RefSeq lists its product as hypothetical. The record is from RefSeq and is a predicted model, not a curated record. Gene Ontology annotation, molecular function: protein binding. Bases 40 to 1983 code for a protein of 647 amino acids. The transcript is spliced from 3 exons. Lineage: Eukaryota; Rotosphaerida; Fonticulaceae.